Molecule: messenger RNA, 1847 nt
Organism: Daktulosphaira vitifoliae (grape phylloxera)
Lineage: Eukaryota; Metazoa; Arthropoda; Insecta; Hemiptera; Phylloxeridae
Exons: 7
Coding region: 146-1756 (536 amino acids)
Cellular component (GO): clathrin coat of trans-Golgi network vesicle
Molecular function (GO): protein binding
Source: RefSeq, a predicted model, not a curated record
AAUUUUUACAAAAAUUUAGAAUUUCCAAUCGGCCAAAAGUUAAAAAAAAAUUUUAUAACAUUAACAUUUUUAAAUAUUUUAAACAAUUAAACAAUGCUAAAUUAAAUAUUAAUUGUUAUUAACUUAUUUUGAAUUAUAUGAUUGAAUGGAUAAAAUUCAAAGAGAUACAUAUUUUCCAAAUACAAAUUCAAGUAGAAAUUCAAGAAGUAAAAAUGUUGAUGCAGAAUCCAUGAUUAGAAAUAUAAUUUCACAAGAUACUUUCAUUAUUAACAAAGAUCAAGAAUUAUAUUCGAAGUUACCAAAAUGGAUGGUACCUAAAUCUGGAUUUGUUCAUCCAUUGUAUGAGCAAAUAUGGCAGUAUGUGAAAACUGACAAACGUGAUAGAAGUUGUGACACUAACUUGGUGUCAGAAUUAUUAAUAACUAGCGGUUUAUCUGUUGAUGUACUUGGCAAACUAUGGUCAAUGUCCAAUAUUGGAAUAGAAGGAUCUCUAUCUCAACAAGAAUUAUACAUUAUUUUAGCACUGGUAACAUUAGUUCAGAAUGGGUAUUCGGUAUCAAAUAUAUCAUUGCUGCAACAUAUACAAAAACCAAUCAUUCCUCAGUUAAACUAUGCAUUAAUUGAAAAAAAGAAUACACCCACUGGAAAAAACUUCAUUGGCGGUCAAACACAAUUAUUAGAUAGCAAAUAUAAAUUACCUAAAUUAAAUAAUGAUAAUGAUUUAGUUAAAAAUACACAACAAUCAAAUUUUGGUAUGAUACCAUCUGAUGAGUAUAAUGAUCCUUUAGAAGUUACUUUUUUAGAACCUAAAAGUUACGACACUAAAAUUAUACCUUUAUCAAUAUCUAGUCUACAACCAAAAUCUUUAGAUCUAACACCAAUUAAUAAUAGUUUUGAUACAUUUGAUGAUGAAUUUUCUGACUUUCAAAGUGCUCAGUUUAAUAAUGCUUCUGAUUAUACUAUUCAAGAAAACAAAGACCCAUAUGAGUUUACUGAAUUUCAAUCUGCUUUUGAUCAAAUUUCUGAUGACAAAAAUGUAAAAAAAGUUGAACAAAAUGUACUUUUAGAUGAUCAAUUAAAUUUUACUAAUGAAAAUCAACAAGAUUUGAUUAACUGUCAAGAUAUUCAUGAUAAAUAUGAGAUUUUUAGAACACUAGUAGCAGAAUCUGAAGAUGUGUCUGGUAUAAUUAAUGAAAAUAAUCAAGAAGAUUCUUUUACUUUUACAAAUUCAAAUAAUCAUAAUAUUGUCAACGACAAUUUUGAACAUGAUGAAUUUGGAGACUUUUUGGGUGUUAAACAAUUUCCGUGCAGUAAAGAAGCAAACAUAAAUUCGUAUUGGCAUGAUGUACAAGUACAAUGUAUUAAUAAAUGUUUAGAAAUAAUAAAUGAAGGAUAUGUUAUACUUUCAAGUGUUUCUCACGAACAUAUUUUGAUGGAGGUUUUAAACCACAAAAAAGGAAUUCAAUAUAUUGAACAAUUGAAUUUGGUUAGUAAAAUUUGUCAUCGUUUACUUAAAAACUUUUCAAGUUCAUCAUUAAAUGAUAAAUUACAUGAAACAGUAUCAAAAUUGGAAAAAUAUUUUAAUAGCAUUGAUUGUAAUACGGCUAAUGAUUUUGAGGUUUCAGAUUCUUCAGAUAAAAGUUUAAUUUGCCAUUUAUGUAAAUGUAAAUGCCAAACAAAUGUAGUAAAUUACAUGUUACAAAAUUAUCAUUCUUCCUGCAUAAAUUUAUUAGUGAACUUUGUUCAAAAUUCCUAACCUAUAUAAUUAAAUAUUUUAGAUUUAAUUAUAUAUUAAUAUUUUAUAAAAUUAUACAUAUUUGUUGCUUGAUUACACUAGCAAAAUUAUU